Molecule: messenger RNA, 1581 nt
Organism: Vigna unguiculata (cowpea)
Lineage: Eukaryota; Viridiplantae; Streptophyta; Magnoliopsida; Fabales; Fabaceae
Molecular function (GO): zinc ion binding; nucleic acid binding
Source: RefSeq, a predicted model, not a curated record
AUGGAAACUGCUCGGGUAGCCGCAGAGGCAACUCAGCAAAGACAUCUUGAUGCUCUCUCCCAACUUGAAGCAAACAGAACGUCAGCUGGCCCUUCACAAUUCCCACCUCAUCAGAUCAGAGAAUGGAGUUUGGAGGAUUUUCUGCAACACCAUCCCACCAAGUUUAAUGGAAAAGUCAGUCCUGACGAAGUUGAUCAAUGGAUGAAGGAUAUGGAAAGGGUGUUUGAAGCUAAGAGAUGCCCUGCAGAAAACAGGUUGGCUUAUACUGUUUAUAUGCUCACCGGUGAAGCCGAGCACUGGUGGGCGAGUAUGAAGAUGAUGUUGGAAGAGAAAAGAGAGGAAGUGUCUUGGGAUGUGUUUAAAAAGUGUUUCCUGACAGAAUAUUUCCCAGAUAGUAUCUGGUAUGCUAAGAAAGUUGAAUUUCUCCAAUUGGUACAGGGAAACAUGUCUGUGGCAGAAUAUACAAAAAAAAUUAAACAUUUGGGACGUUUCCAUACCAUAGCUGUUGACGAAGAAUGGAGAUGCCGGAAGUUUGAAAAUGGCCUUAGAGGUGACAUUAAGUUAAUGGUGGUACCUCUAUCUAUUAAGGAUUUCCCUACCUUAGUAGAGAAAGCAAGAGUUAUGGAGAAGCUCAAAGCAGAAGUAGAAGUCCAACAAAGACAAGAACCACAUAGAGUAGGAGGACCAUCUGGGUUCAGAUGUUUUGCAUGUGGCGGACCUCAUUUAAAGAGUAACUGUCCAAGGCUGGGAAAAGGUGGAAAAUGCCAUUCAUGUGGAGUAGAGGGACACUUUGCCAGAGAUUGCCCUUCCGCUAGAAGGGUAGUGAGUCAAUCCCAACAGCCCGCACAACAGAGGAAUAGAGGUGGCAGACCCCAAGCUGUAGGGAGGGUUUAUGCAAUGUCUGGAACAGAAGCAUCUGCUUCAGGUAAUCUUAUUAUCGAUAGUUGUUUGAUAGCUGGUAAAAGCUUGAGUGUUCUAUUUGACUCGGGAGCAACACAUUCUUUUGUGUCUGAGGGUUGUGUUAAAGAGUUAUGUCUGCCUGUGAAAGAGUUACAAUAUGAUCUUAUAGUGUCAACUCCAGCUUCAGGUUUAGUAAAGACGUCAAUGUUGUGUGCCAGAUGCCCAGUGAAUGUAGAGGGGCGUCAAUUUAGAGUCAAUCUCAUUUGUUUGCUGCUACAGAGUUUGGAUGUGAUCUUAGGGAUGGAUUGGUUGGCUGCCAAUCACAUUCUUAUUGAUUGCAGUAAGAAAACCCUAUUGUUUCCUAACUCUGAAGAGUCAGAGUUGUUGUCUUCUCAGCAGGUGUUAAAGGAAAUCAGAGAGGGUUCUCGAUGCUUUGUUAUCUUGACUCAUGUAAAUGUUGAGAAAGAUGAUAAAAGCAUUGGCAUCUCUGUGGUGAGAGAGUUUGAGGAUGUAUUUCCUGAUGAAGUGCCAGGACUACCUCCUCAAAGGGAAGUGGAGUUCUCGAUUGAUCUAGUGCCUGGAGCAGGACCAGUAUCAAUAGCUCCAUACAGAAUGGCUCCAGCUGAGUUGGUAGAGUUGAAGAAACAAAUAGAGGAAUUAUUAGAAAAGCAAUUUAUCUGA